Molecule: messenger RNA, 1476 nt
Organism: Paraglomus brasilianum
Lineage: Eukaryota; Fungi; Glomeromycota; Glomeromycetes; Paraglomerales; Paraglomeraceae
Source: the annotation of a GenBank genome assembly
AUGUCUAAAAGUAUAGCAAAACCAACACUCUCUGCUCCUGUGGUGCAGAGCAGGCUCGAACACCACCACAACCAACAACUCCGCAUUAAACAGCCUAACAGUCACAAACGCACAAAUUCGAAAUCUACACCAAAAUCCAAACGCCACUCCCACCCCAAGGAGCUUUCACCAUCAGCAGCUUCCACACCUAUUAUUAUUCCUCGCAUCAAUCGUGGUGAUGAUAUUGACAUUGAUAGAGAUUCAAGCAUCGAACAAAACCGUUAUCGUUUGGUAGAGAAUACCCAAACCAUCGAUGAGGCAAGACCAGGGAAGCAGACCAAUUUACAGCGCAAAUCAAGUAACGGCAGACGAAGGUACCAAUCUGAUUCAAAUGACGAAAAACCAAUAACUAUCCUCAAGCGUUCUCAGUCCAUUACCGACUUUACCAAACCUUCCCAUCCAAUCCGUUCUUGUCCCGACGAGGAUACUGUUGAGCGUCAAACUAAAUUGGAGAAGCCGACUACGCCUCCUCCAUAUUCGACCCGUCUUCAGUCUUCAAAAGAACGUCGUCGUUCGGAUAUCCAACCAGCCAAAACGAAGCGCUCUCAACACCGCAAAGACGUCAAGUCCGCCAACGAUGUCUUUAGUCUUCUCGUCAAUACUACGCCUCAAUCGCAAGACAAAGAUACAUUCACUACCAAUGUAAAUAGUACUACUACUACUAAUCUCCCGCCAUUCAACCAAAAUACACGAAAUUUAGUAACUCCGGUAAAAGCCACCGACUCUUCUUCUUAUGCCUUUCCUCCGUCAACUCACAAUACUCGUCGUAGAAUGUCCAGCACUGCAAUAGAGAUUAAGCAACAUGUGCAACAAUUCUCCGAUUCAAAGUCGUCCUCAGAUUUGAAAUCAGUCAGACAUAAUCGUCCAGCGAGCACUCCUGUUAAGCACCAAUUGUAUGCGGGACCCGAUUUCCACAACGCUCCUGCACCUAGCGCGUUGCCGAUUCCAUCAUUUGUAAGCAAGUCUCUCGGAAAAGAAAGGUCACCUUUGGAGGAUAACUUGUUUGUUGGUGUUGGUAAUAUUGGAACCAGCAAUGGACUUGUCAGCAACAGCGCUACCAGCACCAUCAACUCUUCCCCAUCAAUGUUUACAUCUCCUCCGCGCACUCCUCCGACCCCCUUUGUUCUCGACCGUGCUUACGAUGAUGAUCUUUUCGUAAUGGAUGAUAUCCAUGCAGUCAACAAUACAUACGAUGAUGCUUACAUUAGACAGCAACAGUCCAUCCAGCUCAAGAUGAUGCUCGCUAGCUCCAAAGAAAAACAAGGCAUCAAUUAUAACGCUCCCACUUCUUACCAACAAUCCGCUACCAUGGCUUACAAUGUACCCCAAAAAAUGGCCACUGCUCGUCCAUUGCAUGUCUACGACGAUGCCCAAGGGAUGUCACUGACGGAGAUUUCCGAAAGUUUGAGAAGUUUGUUGAAGAUUUCCGGACAUUAG